UUCCCGCAGGCCGGCGAGGGGGACGGCGCACGCACCGCGAGACACUUGUCAGCGCUCGUCUGAGGCAGAGGCAGCGCCGAGCCGGAGCCGAGUUUCUUUUAUCUUCUGGGACUGGACUUUGAGCCGUUAGAACCAUGAGCAACUACAGUGUGUCCUUGGUUGGCCCAGCUCCUUGGGGUUUCCGGCUGCAAGGUGGCAAGGAUUUCAACAUGCCUCUGACUAUCUCCAGUCUCAAAGAUGGCGGCAAGGCAUCCCAGGCAAAUGUCAGAAUAGGCGAUGUGGUUCUCAGCAUCGAUGGAAUAAGUGCAAAUGGAAUGACUCAUCUUGAAGCCCAGAACAAGAUUAAGGGGUGUACAGGCUCUUUGAACAUGACUCUGCAAAGAGCAUCUGCUACACCUAAGCCUGAGCCGGUUCCUGUUCAGAAGCCCACAGUCACCAGCGUGUGUUCCGAAACUGCUCAGGAGGUAGCAGAGGGACAGAGAAGAGGAUCCCAGGGUGACAGUAAACAGCAAAAUGGGAAAAUUCCCCCUAAACGCCCACCAAGAAAACACAUUGUGGAACGCAAUACAGAGUUUUAUCACAUACCUACUCACAGUGAUGCAAGCAAGAAGAGACUGAUUGAGGAUACUGAAGACUGGCGUCCAAGGACUGGAACUACUCAGUCUCGCUCUUUCCGAAUUCUGGCCCAGAUCACUGGGACUGAACACCUGAAAGAAUCUGAAAAUGAUAGUACAAAGAAGGCGAAGUUUGACAGUUCUCUGGAAGACCUACAUAAGAGUGGACCUCACCCACCUGCUAUUCCCCAGGUUUUAAAUAUUGGUAGCCAAGUAGCCACACUUUCAAAAAUAGCAACUACUUAUCUUAAUUUAAGCAGUUCUGCAGGACAUGUGGUGACCAGUUCUGCGGAAGGUCUUCGAAACAUUUCUACCUUCUCUUCUCCUGGUAGAUACAGUGCUGCAGUUCUGAGCAGUGCAGCUGCUACUGUGUCUGCUGUUAUUGCUGCAAAAACCAGGCUCUUCAGUCCUGAAAAUUAUCGCUCUCUCCUGGAUGCACUCUGCAUCAGCCCUGUUCCCAAGCCUUUAGCUCUUUCAUAUCUUCAGUCCUCAAGGAAAUCAACUGGCUCUAUCCAUGUUAUGAAAACAAGCAACAUCCAGGAGCCUUCUCAGCAAUUGCCUUCCUCUGUAACCUCAACAAGAAGCAUGCCCCAGAGCCUAGAAAGUUCAGCCUCUGCCAGAGCAGGGACGGCCAGCCUCGCAACUGCUACUUCCUUCAAGUCUCUAGCUUCCAGCAACGUUACCAAGUCACCAGGUUGGCAUCAACCAAAUCAAGCAGCACCUUUCACUGGAAGAAUCUCAAACAGUGUGGCUUCCUCAGGAGCAGUGGGUCUAGCCAACUCAGCUGCGGGGCAACCCCAGCCAAGUGACCAGGAUACUUUUGUGCAGAGAGCUGAGCACAUUCCAGCAGGAAAGCGAACUCCAAUGUGUGCCCACUGUAACCAGGUCAUCAGGGGACCAUUUCUAGUGGCCCUGGGGAAGUCUUGGCACCCAGAAGAAUUUAACUGUGCUCACUGCAAAAAUACUAUGGCCUACAUUGGAUUCGUAGAAGAAAAGGGAGCUCUGUAUUGUGAGCUGUGUUAUGAGAAAUUCUUUGCUCCUGAAUGUGGUCGAUGCCAAAGGAAGAUCCUUGGAGAGGUCAUCAGUGCUUUGAAACAAACUUGGCAUGUUUCCUGCUUUGUGUGUGUAGCCUGUGGAAAACCCAUUCGUAAUAAUGUUUUUCACAUGGAGGAUGGUGAACCCUACUGUGAGACAGAUUAUUAUGCUCUCUUUGGUACCAUAUGCCGUGGGUGUGAAUUUCCCAUAGAAGCUGGAGACAUGUUCCUGGAAGCUCUGGGCUCUACUUGGCAUGACACUUGCUUUGUAUGCUCAGUGUGUUGUGAAAGUUUGGAAGGUCAGACCUUUUUCUCCAAAAAGGACAAGCCACUUUGCAAGAAACAUGCUCAUUCUGUGAAUUUUUAAAAGUCGACAGUUGAGGAGAAGAGAAGAAAUUUGAUGAGAAGCAGAAUUAAAAUUACCAAUUAAUUUUUAGAUGGAAUAUUUAUAUGGAGUUUGAAAAAUAAUAGUGGCCCUGAAGGGAUAAGUUCCAGCUUUAAAAACCAAGUCUAUGAGGACAUGUUUGGCUUCAUAAAGUAAAGAGACAGUUUGGCAUUUAUUAUUACUUUUUUUCCCUGUGUUUUCUGCCCAUGAAAUAGAUUUUAUAAAAACCAAUUUCCUGGUUGACUCUUAAACUCCUCUUAGAAUUAGUGAAGAAUUAAAUUUUAGAGUAAAAACUUCAGCUUCUAUGCUGAGAUAAUUAUACUUUCUUGUUAGUUUUGCAUAAAUCUGUAAAAGGCAAUGGAAGUGCCUUAUACUUUGUCAUUAAGAGAAUCAUUGCAUUAAAAACUAAUACGUGUCUAUCUUUAAAACACUAAAUAGGAGUUUAAACAGAGUUUUAUCAAUAGUAGGUGUUAAUUUUUAAAAAACAGUAUUUUGUUUCCUUACAGUUGAUCAUUCUAAUAGGAGAGGCUAAUGAGACUUUUUUCCAAUGAAAUUUUUUUAUCAAAAUAUCAUUCUUAGAAGAGAUGUUAUAUUUUUCUCCCACCCCGCCCUGCAGCUACCAUAUAGCUUAUAAAUCUCAAAGUUUUGCCUUUUAUUAGACUUUGAGUGUUUCUAUUCGUUUUCUAUGUUUCAUCGCCUCAUUAUUCAAACUCCAUUUUUUCCUCUUCCCUUAUACUGAGGUAAAGUGCCAAUAACCUUGGGCCCUGAAUUAGUUUUCUGUCUCUUUAAAGAGAUUAAGUAAAAAAGAAUGUUGUUGGGAGUUUAUGGUAAAUCAGAGGAUUGUACCAAAAAAUAAAAAUUUCCGCCUUUCAGACAAUAAAUCAAUUAGAUCAGUUUCAAAGAUCUACUGUUGACCAAUGAGGGUUUGACAGCUCUUUUUGCAGAAUAAUCUGUUUUGUUUUGUUUUUCCUUUAAUUCUAAUUAGAAAGAUAACCAGAAGACUGACUUGGGCAUGUGAUAAGAUCUAGAUUUUUUUUUUUUUAAUAGUUCUCUAGGAAACCCUGAUGGUGUAGUGCUUAAGAACUGUGGCUGCUAACCAAAAGGUCAGCAGUUCGAAUCCACCUGGCACUGCUUGGAAACCCUAUGGGACAGUUCUACUCUGUCCUUUAGGGUCACUAUGGGUCAGAAUCGACUCAAGGGCAAGGGGUUUAGUUUCUUUUUUUUCUCUCAGUAAUAAGUGAACUACUUCCAAUGUAAUCAUGAAGUUUGGAUAGCUUUUAUUCACAGAGGUUUGGUAGUGUAGAACGGGAACGUGAUUAAUUACUCAGGUGGGCCCGUUAUUUGUUUUCCUAAUUUGGGCACAGAAUUAUGUAGAUACUACAUAGGGAUAGAGAAAUAACUGUGGUAAAAUAGUGGAUCCUGUUGAUAUUUGCUCAGUGAGAAAAAAGAUUAUGGCAUUUGAUAAUUUUUCUCUGCUUCUAGAAUGAAUGAAAAGCCAUGAUCCCACUAAAUUACAAUAUAAAUCUGUUUGGGGUAGUGAGCUUUUAAAGUUGAGACAGAUCCUGAAGUCCUUCCUGCCCCAUCACUCACUAACAACUUCACUUCCAUUGUGCGCAUGUUUGUUAUAGAGGGACAAUAUUUGUUUAACCUCCCUAAGAACUUUGAAGGCAUCUGUCCUGAAAGCUGUUAAUUUAUGGUCUAGCGGAUUUAUAUCAUAUUCAGAUAAUAAUUAACUGGGGAUAAAAGAAUUGGAAGGGGGACACAAAGUGGCAAACUGAGUGCUCUACCAAUAGCAACCCAAAACUACCUCCUCACCCUGCAUCUUGUGGGGAGGCAGGAAGUUUCUUUGGAAAUAACGUGCUGGAACUGAUUGUGCAUUAUUUCUCAUUGCUGCUGAAACCACCUACAGAAGACAUGCUGGCUGAUGACCAUUGUCACGUAUCUUAAUGUCAGACUUUUGCUUUAUAUAGUACAAAAUAAAUUGGUGGUUUUGUUUUAGUGUGGUAGAAAUUUUUGUUUGGUUUUGCCUUAAUAGAUUUUAUGCCAGGAUCAUAUUUGAUAAGUCAAUGGCAUGGGGUAUUUUCUUCAAAGAAUUUGACCUGGAUUUCUUACAAAGUUAUCUUACAUUAAGGAUUUUAUUUUCAUUAGACCUUUCUUUCUACAUUUAUUCAUGGAGCAUAAUUUUGCAUUUCUCUAAAUUUUAUCCCUAAAAGGGUAAUGAUGCUUCCAAAUCAUUUUGUCUUUGUGCUUUGCCCCCCUCUUCUGUGGCAGAGCUUUAUAUUUGUUCUUAAAACAGUUAAUCCUGUGAAAUAAAUACUGAACAUAUCCCAGAAGAAUCUCUGUAUUUUCCAGUGGGGAAUGCCAUAGUUAAUACACCAGCGUUAAUCUUUUAAUAACUGGCAGAGCACUUUAUUCUUCUGGUGAGCUCCCUGAAUAUUUAUUUUCCUGAAUAUAAAUAUUCCAUGUCAGUAGCGUUUUUUAUUAUUACUUCUUCACUGUAGAGCAUUCACUGUUAGUCUCUCUAGAUGUGUAUCUUAGAAUGCUGUACUUGAUAAUAACACACAUUAAAAUCACAGGACAUCACUCUAAAAUUUCUCCUACUUAGAUUUCCCAAUUUCAGGAUUUUAGUGAUAGGUUCAGAUUUAUAAAAAUUCUCUAGACUUAAAUGGUUCCAAUGUUACCCUCUGAAGUAGCAACAUAAACUUUCCCUCUGCUUAUGUUUAUGGUAGCAAACAUAUGUUCUAUGAAUUCAGAUUACAUUUAAAAUCUAAGACUAAAACCUAAAUCAUUUGGGAUAGUCACAGUAUUAAAACAAAUAGAAGAGUUUAAACUUUAAAAUAUUAAUGCAGUGUUGUGUUUAAAAUUACCUAUGGUAAAAAUGUAUUCAUGGUACCAUUUCAAGGGGUACUCUAUUAGGACCACUUUUAUAGGAAAGAGUUCUUCCUUUCUCCGUUCAAGAGUAAAUGUGGCAUUAUAUUAACAUUUUUGUGACAUUUGCAGUUUAGUCAUCCCUGGUGAAGGGAGAGGCUUUUCAGACAUAAGGAAAAAUAUACUGAAUAAUUUCCACAAAUCUAAUCUGGCCUUAGUGUGUCCCCCUCCCACUUACCCCCAAAAGUUUAGAUUUGGAUUCUCAAUGUAUCAUUUGCCUUAUCUGUUAAUCUCUAACUUCUGUUUCUUUUAAGUUUUUAAAAUUUUUAUAUAUCUGUGCUGUUUUGCUUUUAGAUACAUUUUCUAACUGAAAAAUCACAAGAGAAAUAUAAUUGGGAAAGUAAUACCUUAAUGUGCACAUAAUAAAUAAAUGACUGCAGUGAUGUA
Messenger RNA from Loxodonta africana (African savanna elephant), 5348 nucleotides. RefSeq names its product PDZ and LIM domain 5 (gene PDLIM5). Gene Ontology annotation, molecular function: actin binding; muscle alpha-actinin binding. The transcript has 17 exons. NCBI's taxonomy places the organism in Eukaryota, Metazoa, Chordata, Mammalia, Proboscidea, Elephantidae. Bases 135 to 2015 code for a protein of 626 amino acids. The record is from RefSeq and is a predicted model, not a curated record. Gene Ontology annotation, cellular component: adherens junction; Z disc; stress fiber. Gene Ontology annotation, biological process: actin cytoskeleton organization; muscle structure development; heart development.